Brassica napus (rape) is the source of this 877-nucleotide messenger RNA. RefSeq lists its product as uncharacterized. The transcript is spliced from 3 exons. Lineage: Eukaryota; Viridiplantae; Streptophyta; Magnoliopsida; Brassicales; Brassicaceae. The record is from RefSeq and is a predicted model, not a curated record. The coding region runs from base 107 to 463 and encodes 118 amino acids.
ACACAAGAGGCGUCCGUUGAUUAAGAGAACCAAUGGACGGCUCUUACUGUGCACGUGUCGUUGCUUCCGUCUCUCUCUAUCUCUCUCUCUGUUUCCGCUCGAGAAAAUGAACCCCGCGGCGGAGGCGUGGCCGGUUACGGCGGCGAUCGUCGGCAUAGGGAGGGAGAUGAGGUCGGCGACCAAGGAUCGGAGUUUUGAGUCCAUGAUGUUGUUUUCAACUUCUUUGAUUCUCGUUUCUUCAAUGUCUUCGUCACUGCUGGUAGAAAUAAGAUUACGCUGUACAAUUGUCUUGAAGAUGAUGCCAUAUCUGCAUUGCAAUCCUAUUCUGAUGAGGACUGAUUGUAAGUUUCAGCAAGAAGAGUUGACCACGCUUCUCCAGCGUUAUGGGUGCUCCUCGUCGUGGUGCUUAUUCUUUCCAAGGAGCUGGUCGGACAUCUGGAGCAGGAACUUCCUCACCUCCUGAAAAUGGAACAUCUCUUCCUCCUCGAACUGGAGCCUCUCUGCCUCCUCGAACUCUCUGCCUCAUGGAACUGGAGCCUCCUUGCCUCCUGGAGCCACUGGACAAGCUAAUUCUUUUGAAGAAGUGUAUUCUCAUACUAGCUUAGCUGAGCUAAAGAACGCUUCUGGAAGGCGUAAGGUGCCACACUUGCAUCCUCGAACUGGAGCCUCUCUGCCUCCUCGAACUGGAGCCUCUCUUCUUGUUGUCUUGUUUUCUUCUAUCACAGAUAUUGGUUAGCACAUGUAUAUAUUGUAUUGUUGUGGUCACGUUGAAAAUGUUUCACGGUCAAGAAAUGAAAGACCUUUAUAAUGAUUGUAUGAUCGUGUAUUCACAAACUUGUGUAAAUAAUAUCUUGUAAUGAAAGUGUAUUCACAAGCC